Rangifer tarandus platyrhynchus (Svalbard reindeer) is the source of this 966-nucleotide messenger RNA. The record is from the annotation of a GenBank genome assembly. NCBI's taxonomy places the organism in Eukaryota, Metazoa, Chordata, Mammalia, Artiodactyla, Cervidae.
AUGGGUGAGUUGCCCUUAGAUAUCAAUAUCCAGGAACCUCGCUGGGACCAAAGCACUUUCCUAGGCAGAGCCCGGCACUUCUUCACCGUGACGGACCCCCGAAAUCUGCUGCUCUCUGGGGCACAGCUAGAAGCUUCCCGGAACAUCGUGCAGAACUACAGGGCUGGCAUGGUAACUCCAGGGCUCACUGAGGACCAGCUGUGGAGGGCCAAGUACGUGUACGACUCUGCCUUCCAUCCAGACACAGGAGAGAAGGUGGUCCUGAUUGGCCGCAUGUCAGCCCAGGUGCCCAUGAACAUGACCAUCACUGGCUGCAUGCUCAUCUUCUACAGGCAGACCCCAACCGUGGUGUUCUGGCAGUGGCUGAAUCAGUCCUUCAAUGCCAUCGUGAACUAUUCCAACCGCAGUGGCGACGCUCCCAUCACUGUGGGGCAGCUGGGAACAGCAUACGUGAGUGCCACCACCGGGGCUGUGGCCACGGCCCUGGGACUCAAAUCCCUCACCAAGCAUCUUCCCCCACUGGUUGGCAGAUUUGUGCCCUUUGCAGCCGUUGCAGCUGCCAACUGCAUCAACAUCCCCCUGAUGAGGCAAAGGGAGCUGCAGGUGGGCAUCCCAGUGACCAAUGAACAGGGUCAGAGGCUUGGCCAUUCUGUGGUUGCAGCCAAGCAAGGAAUCUUCCAGGUGGUGAUAUCAAGAAUCUGCAUGGCGAUUCCUGCCAUGGCUAUUCCCCCGGUGAUCAUGGACACCCUGGAGAAGAAAGACUUCCUGAAGCGCCGCCCCUGGCUGGGGGCCCCACUGCAGAUGGGCCUGGUGGGUUUCUGCCUGGUAUUUGCCACCCCACUGUGCUGUGCCCUGUUCCCCCAGAGAAGCUCCAUACACGUGAGCAGGCUGGAGCGAGAGCUGAGAGUUCAGAUUCAGGAGCAAAACCCCAGCAUCGAAGUGGUUUACUACAACAAGGGGCUCUGA